AUGCACAUUUUCAACCCGACAUUCGCGACAAACGGGCUGAAAGGCGUCCUGGGGAAGUACGCUCAGGCAGCGCAGUUCCUCGCCGGAAUCGGGCUCAACCCAAGCACGCACCCCGCGAGCGGCUACGCGCCCUUCAACCCGACUGCACCCAACGCGACCAAUGCUCCCUUCCUCAUACUCACCAACACCACGGCCCUCUCCGCCGACACAAGCGAAGACACCGCAACGGGGAUCCUCGAGCUCCCGGGUACGGCGGAGCUGCCGCUGACGGACUACGUCACCGACGGGCUCGACGUGUUGUACUACGGGUCGCUCACAUUCGGCUCGGGCGCGCAGCCGCUGACGGUCGACAUCGACACCGGUUCGGCGGAUUUGUGGGUCCCCGUCGAGUGCCGCACCUGCGCGGGCGAGCAAUUCCGCGAAUGGGAGAGCAACUCAUACCAAAGUCUCGGGCGGAGGUUCUCUGUCACAUACGGCGAAGGCCGCGUUUCCGGCACGCUCGUGCAGGACAGGGUUGCGGCGGGCGGUCUCGUCGUCCCUACGCAAGCGUUCCUCGCGGUGAGCAGCGAAUCAUACGACUUCGCGGACGAGCCGAGUGCCGGGCUGCUUGGACUCGCGUUCGGAAGCAUCGCACGGUCGAAGAGGCCGACGCUCUUCGAGAACCUCUUGAGCGAUAAACAAAUCCCUGUGGGUGCUUUUGCGGUCCAUCUGGAGCGCGGGCAGGCGAGUGGGUCUGAGGUUUGCUUUGGAUGCUACGACGCGACCAAGACGACGGGCACGGUACGCUGGAAUCCAUUGAUCUCGCAGACAUACUGGUCAAUUCUGAUGGACGGUGUCUCUCCAAUCUCGGGCCAGUCCAUCUCGACAAACCUCACGGCAGCCAUCGAUACCGGCACGUCGCUGAUCUACGUCCCAGACGACGUAGCAGACCAAUUCUACGCGCUGAUCCCCGGCUCGCAAUCCACCACGGAAUUCGGCGCAGGGUUCUACACCUUCCCCUGCGCGUCCGCGCUCGACAUCUCCCUCUCCUUCAGCGGGAACUCCUUCUCUGUGAACAUGCUCGACUUCAACUUGGGGCGGACGACCGCCGGGUCCCCGGACUGUGUCGGCGGCAUCCUGGCGCUGGGCAGCGACUUCCCCUCGGACCUCGCGAUUGUCGGCGACGAGUUCCUGAAGUCCUGGUACUCGGUCUUCGAUUACGCGGGGCUGCGCGUCGGGUUCGCGCCGAGCAUCAACAACAAAUGA
Sparassis crispa is the source of this 1245-nucleotide messenger RNA. Its product is annotated as Aspartic protease. The coding region runs from base 1 to 1245 and encodes 414 amino acids. The transcript has 11 exons. The record is from RefSeq and is a predicted model, not a curated record. Gene Ontology annotation, biological process: proteolysis. Gene Ontology annotation, molecular function: aspartic-type endopeptidase activity. Lineage: Eukaryota; Fungi; Basidiomycota; Agaricomycetes; Polyporales; Sparassidaceae.